Closterium sp. NIES-65 is the source of this 1803-nucleotide messenger RNA. Lineage: Eukaryota; Viridiplantae; Streptophyta; Zygnematophyceae; Desmidiales; Closteriaceae. The record is from the annotation of a GenBank genome assembly.
AUGCAACAUUUAAAGAAACCACAAUUGGAGAUUGAAAAUCACAAUUGUAGAUGCCUACUCAUCCUCUGGUACCUAGCUGGCACCUGCGCUACUUCUCCCCACUAUCAACCCCUAGGUCCAUACUAUGCCGCAUGCUUCCUGCUGCGCUACUCCAUGCUACAUUCUCCCUACUGUGCUGCUCCCUGCUGCAUCCUCCCUGCUGUGCUACUCUCUGCUACAUCCUCCCUGCUGUGCUACUCUCUGCUACAUCCUCCCUGCUGUGCUACUCUCUGCUGCAUCCUCUCUGCUGUGCUACUCUCUGCUGCAUCCUCUCCUCCCCUGCCAUGCUGCUACUCCUCUCCUCCCUUCCUUGCUGCUACUCCUCUCAUCCCUUCCCUGCUGCUACUCCUCUCCUCCCUUCCCUGCUGCUACUCCUCUCCUCCCUUCCCUGCUGCUACUCCUCUCCUCCCUUCCCUGCUGCUACUCCUCUCCUCCCUUCCCUGCUGCUACUCCUCUCCUCCCUUCCCUGCUGCUACUCCUCUCCUCCCUUCCUUGCUGCUACACCUCUCUUCCCUUCCUUGCUGCUACACCUCUCCUCCCUUCCUUGAUGAUGCUCCUCUCCUCCCUUCCCUGCUGCUGCUCCUCUCCUCCCUUCUCUGCGGCUGCUCCUCUCCUCCCUUCCCUGCUGCUGCUCCUCUCCUCCCCUCCCUGCUGCUGUUCCUCUCCUCCCUUCCCUACUGCUGCUCCUCUCCUCCCUUCCCCGCUGCUGCUCCUCUCCUCCCUUCCCUGCUGCUGCUCCCCUCCUCCCUUCCCUGCUGCUGCUCCUCUCCUCCCUUCCCUGCUGCUACUCCUCUCCUCCCUUCCCUGCUGCUGCUCCUCUCCUCCCUUCUCUGCUGCUGCUCCUCUCCUCCCUUCCCUACUGCUGCUCCUCUCCUCCCUUCCCUGCUGCUCCUCCUCUCCUCCCUUCCCUGCUGCUCCUCCUCUCCUCCCUUCCCUGAUGCUACUCCUCUCCUCCCUUCCCUGAUGCUACUCCUCCUCCCUUCCCUGAUGCUACUCCUCUCCUCCCUUCCCUGCUGCUGUUUCUCUCCUCCCUUCCCUGCUGCUGCUCCUCCCCUCCCUUCUCUGCUGCCGCUCCUCUCCUCCCUUCCCUACUGCUGCUCCUCUCCUACCUUCACUGCUGCUACUCCUCUCCUCCCUUCAUUGAUGAUACUCCUCCCUUCCCUGCUGCUACUCAUCCGCUCCCUUCCCUGCUGUUACUCCUCUCCUCCCUUCCCUGCUGCUACUCCUCUCCUCCCCUCCCUGCUGCUGUUCCUCCCGUCCCUUCCCUGCUGCUGCUCCUCUCCUCCAUUCCCUGCUGCUGCUCCUCUCCUCCCUUCCCUGCUGCUGCUCCUCUCCUCCCUUCCCUGCUGCUGCUCCUCUCCUCCCUUCGCUGCUGCUGCUCCUCUCCUCCCUUCCCUGCUGCUGCUCCUCUCCUCCCUUCCCUGCUGCUGCUCCUCUCCUCCCUUCCCUGCUGCUGCUCCUCUCCUCCUUUCCCUGCUGCUUCUCCUCUCCUUCCUUCCCCCCUCCUACUCCUCACCUCUCUUCCCCCAUCCUACUCCUCUCCUCCCUUCCCUGCUGCUACUCCUCUCCUCCCUUCCCUGCUGCUACUCCUCUCCUCCCUUCCCUGCUGCUACUCCUCUCCUCCCUUCCCUGCUGCUGCUCCUCUCCUCCCUUCCCUGCUGCUGCUCCUCUCCUCCCUUCCCUGCUGCUGCUCCUCUCCUCCCUUCCCUGCUGCUACUCCUCUCCUCCAUUCUCUGCUGCAAUUCCACCAUUCAUCUCCUCUAG